CUCACAGCCUUACCUCCGCGCCGCCCCACACCUGACUUCUUCCCCUCCUAUUCCCUCCCCGCGGCGGACUUGCAAAGUCGUGUGGCUUCCUGGGUAACCACUGCAUACUCUGCUGGUAUCCUCGAGAGAAAACCCUCUCGUUCUGCUCACUCAUUUCCCCUCGCUUGAGUCUUGGCCGUUCACCCACCUGUUCGCUCUCACAACGUAUUCCGUACAACCAAUUCGACCAGGGCCAACCCGUAGUUACCUCACCAUGGCCACGGUCGAGCACUGCCUCUACUGCUUCGAGGCCUUGGCCGCCAAUCUCGAGGACCGCAAGCCCAUGACCCUUACCGAGGUACAGAAGUCCUGGGCCGAGUACACGCGCUCCGCCGAAGCGGAAGCCGACGAUGCCGAAGAUGCCGCCACCGGCAGCAAACUGCCCAAACGCCUCCCCGCCCUACGCCGGAUCACGGAGGCCUCGUCUUCUUCAACAAGCAGCGCAUCCUCCGCGUCCAACAGCACCCUCUCCCUCGGCCCAGACACCCCGGCCACUUCCACCUCCUCCGUCUCCGCGCCGCCCGAGCCCGAGCCCAUCACCGAAUCCCCGCUCUUCGUAACGUGGAACACCAUCUCCGCACGGCACGGGGAGCGGUCCCUGCGCGGGUGCAUCGGCACGUUCGAGCCACAAGACCUCGACGAGGGGCUGUCCUCGUACGCGCUGAUCUCGGCCUUGCAGGACAUGCGGUUUAACCCAAUCACGGCGCGCGAGCUGCCGUCGCUCGAGGUCGCCGUCACACUGCUGACCGACUUUGAGGACGCCGACGACGCGAUGGACUGGGAGCUAGGCAUACAUGGCCUGCGCAUCUCGUUCUACUACCAGGGCAAGCGCUACGGUGCGACAUACCUCCCCGAUGUGGCGGUCGAGCAGGGGUGGACGAAGGAGGAGACGAUCGUGAGCCUGAUGCGGAAGGCCGGUUGGGUUGGGAGGAAGGACAGGUGGCAGGACGUGGACCUCAAGGUAGUCAGGUACCAGGGGAAGAAGGAGAGCUUGGAGUAUGGGGAGUUUAAGAGGUGGAGGGACUGGGUGGAGAAGGCUGGGCAGUGAUGGAUUAGGGUUUCUGGUACAAGGGCGUCAAGGAGGUUUAGAGGUGAGGACCUUGAGGGCCGGUUUUUAAGAGGAUACAGGGUCGGUCAUGAAUACGGAGUUGAGGGAUAUGGGCUGGUGGCGUUAGGAAGAGGUUAUAGGACGUAAUGCCGAGGCCAUCUACCGGAAUUUCUGGCUAGCUAUUUAGCAAGAUUUAUCAAGAGGCAUAAUAGGUUCUCGCACAUGGAGGAGGGACAGGCACUAAGUUUCUGGAAUACGUAUUUCUUUCAAUAUGCAAGGUUCACACGUAGCGAACCGGUUUCGGAGUGAUGCAUAUCUUACCUAGUGACGACUCCAGUGCUUGGGCA
Chaetomium strumarium is the source of this 1434-nucleotide messenger RNA. Its product is annotated as AMMECR1 domain-containing protein. The transcript has a single exon. The record is from RefSeq and is a predicted model, not a curated record. NCBI's taxonomy places the organism in Eukaryota, Fungi, Ascomycota, Sordariomycetes, Sordariales, Chaetomiaceae. The coding region runs from base 254 to 1087 and encodes 277 amino acids.